CGUGACGUUGGGGGCGUAGUCUAAUCAUGCCAAAUAACAUAACAACAUAUGACGCAUACUAGUAUAAUAACUUGUCAUUCCCGUUUUCACCGGCCACACAGUUAGUUGCCCUCGUUGCCUUCUGCAGUUUAUCAACCCACAAUAAGCAUAAAACAGUUUACUAUCAACCCAUACGAAUACAUUGAUAUAGAUUUAUUAGUUGUAAGGCAGUUUAAAGAAUUAUGGCGGAAUCCAGUAUAAAAAAUGAAAUUAGAAUGGUUAUGGUCGGUAAAACGGGUGUGGGAAAAAGCGCGUUAGGGAAUAGCUUACUGCGAAAAAAACACUUUGCAUCGAGUGCUACUGGAACGUCCGUGACGUCUAAAUGUAAAUUUGGGAAAGGCAAGCUUCGUGAUGGCACCGAGAUCUGCAUUAUCGACACAUCAGGGAUUUUUGACACCAGAAAAAGUAACGAGGAAACGACGAUGGAAAUAGUACGGUGCAUUGGCAUGUCGUCCCCUGGUCCACACGUCUUUUUCUUUGUCCUCAGAAUCGGCCGAUUCACCGAUGAGGAACUGAAAACCAUAGAUCAUCUAGUGGCUAUCUUUGGAGAGGACGUCAUCAACCAUGUUGUAAUCGUCUUCACUGGUAAAGACAAUCUAUCACACGAUGGGCUUACGUUCGAGAAUUUUCUGCAAAAGGUUCCACCGAAACUCAACGCUUUAAUUCGGAAAUGUGGCUCACGUUGCGUCACCAUAGACAAUUAUUCUAGAGUGGCCGAAGAAGUUCAAGCAGAUGUUGAUAGCAUAAUUAAGAUGGUUCGUAAAACCAUAAACCAAAAUGGCGGAACUCACUAUACAGGAGAAAUGUACAGAGCGGCAGAGGAGGCACUCAAAGAAAAAAUGAGGUUGAUUGACGAAGAAAAAAAGCGAAAGGAAAGAGAGCUCAAAAAGAGAUAUGAUGCACUUGAACGACGAGAGAAAGAACUAGAGGAGACUGCUACAAAACAAACACAGCAGUAUGAAAAUGAAAGGCAGAGACUAGUGGCUGAGAUGGCGGCAUUGAGGAAUUCUAAUCCUCGUCAACAAGUGCGAGAAGAGAUGGAGUCGUCGGAUGGCUUUCUUACAACACUGUUCAAGGCUAUUGGAACUGCGAUUGUUGGCGCUGUCACUGCUGUUGCUUCCCGGUGUACUAUCAGUUAAUAAGACAUGAUUUGUAUACGGUCCAUAAACAGUUUCGCUUUAUGUCAAAAUGACCGAAUCUCUUUAUGAUUUCAAUAAAUAUGUCUCGCUAAUCCGCACACUGCCACUGGUUUCACUGGUUAGACUACAAGAGAUUCUUGUGUACAACCCAAGUAGUCAGUCCAGAGGAGAACCUUGUUACAAGCCGUCCUUAGGAGAUCAGCUUCAGGUCACAUUCCUAAGGACCAAGUUAAUGUACCUGUUUUUGGAGACAAAACUUUAAUUGCAAUUCUCAUAUCCAUAUUGUAGCUUAUCAAUCACUAAGAAUUUGUAACUUUUCAAUCACUAAGAAUUUGUACCAAUAUUGUUAACUUAUCAAACAUUAAGAAUUUGUAUUAAUAUUGUUAACUUAUCAAUCAGUAAGAAUGUGUACCAAUAUUGUUAACUUAUCAAACAUUAAGAAUUUUUAUUAAUAUUGUUAACUUAUCAAUCAGUAAGAAUUUGUACCAAUAUUGUUAACUUAUCAAACAUUAAGAAUUUGUACUAAUAUUGUUAACUUAUCAAUCAGUAAGAAUUUGUACUAAUAUUGUUAACUUAUCAAUCAGUAAGAAUUUGUACCAAUAUUGUUAACUUAUCAAACAUUAAGAAUUUGUAUUAAUAUUGUUAACUUAUCAAUCA
Messenger RNA from Patella vulgata (common limpet), 1835 nucleotides. RefSeq names its product GTPase IMAP family member 7. The record is from RefSeq and is a predicted model, not a curated record. Bases 222 to 1178 code for a protein of 318 amino acids. Gene Ontology annotation, molecular function: GTP binding. Lineage: Eukaryota; Metazoa; Mollusca; Gastropoda; Patellidae. The transcript has 3 exons.